Periophthalmus magnuspinnatus is the source of this 4031-nucleotide messenger RNA. RefSeq names its product post-glycosylphosphatidylinositol attachment to proteins 6 (gene pgap6). Bases 103 to 2406 code for a protein of 767 amino acids. The record is from RefSeq and is a predicted model, not a curated record. Lineage: Eukaryota; Metazoa; Chordata; Actinopteri; Gobiiformes; Gobiidae. The transcript has 13 exons. Gene Ontology annotation, cellular component: plasma membrane.
AAACCCGGAAGUGUCCCACACCUGCAGUUGUUUUUCUUCGAUGUCUUUAGCACUUGAGCCUCGCAAAGACGAUGUAAUGACUGAAAUAUUGGAUGUGAAAACAUGGAAGUAUCUAUCCUGCGUUGCUCCCUUUUGUUUUUGUUUGCAGCCACAGCCCUAGCAGACGAUGGACAGGUGACGUUUGUGUCCGAACUCUCGUCCAAACCUGCCCAAAAACUGUCCAAAUAUGGCUGGUACGGAAACGUGAGGCUCCACAGGUUCCAUGUCCCAGAGGAGACUGCUGUCGCCCGCUGGGUGUUCACAGUGACCAAGAACCACAACUUUAACUGUCGACAGUAUAACGUCUCCAUAUAUUUACGAUGGGGGGCCCCUCCUGUCAUAAACCCAGUUGGGACAGUGUUUCCCAAAGACACUGUGUGGAGCCAUCCUCAUUCUUUGAGAUUACCAGUGCCAGUGACAUUACAAAGCUCCACAACCUUUAACCUGACCUCCCCAGCAGCUGGUGACUGGUACAUUGCUGCUCACUUGCCUGAAGAUGAUGGUCGUAUAGAGCAAAAGGGCUUUCCAUCCUGCUCCUAUUUCUUCCAGCCUCAGCUGUCUAUCCGAAAAGCAGUCGAUACUCCAGUUUUAGAGCAGGGCACCAUCCUCCAGCAGACCGCUGGUCCAGACCGGUCUGCACGUCUUAAGUUGUAUAUUCCCGAGUUCUCAUCCUCUGUGUCUGUCUGGCUGAAUAACUGUUCCUCAGAGGACCCCCACAGUGAGAACUGUUCUGUGGUCCUUAGGCUGGGCUCCAGAGCUCUGCAGGAGGAGCCACUUUCUGUGAACUGCUCAGGGACUUAUUGCUCUGCCACCCUCCCCAAUCCUCCAUGGGACAUGUGGUUACAGGUUGUCGUGGAGACCAGCAACAGCAACCGCACUGUGACAUUCAAUAUUGUCUCAAACUACACAGUGAGGUGUAAGCCUAAAAGUGUAGGCCUUGCUGCUGGUGAUGAUUACAGAAAACUCAGAGGCAACAUUAGCUCUUUAAACUCAACAUCACCUAAAAACAGCUCAGAACCUGUCCUGUUUAGUAACACAUCCUUCGCCUUGACCCCUGCCCCGGGGUCAGCGUGUGUGUGGAAUAUCCCAGUGCUCAGUGAGGAGCUGGACGUCCUGUCUGUCCGAUACACUCCCACCAGCGGAGCCAACAUCAGUGUCACAAAUGCACAGCCCACUCUGCUGAGGUACCCUUUGCACACAGUCACCACCGGGGGCACUCUCAACUUCCAGCUCGCACUGAACUCUACUAAUGCCACCUUGGGAAAUGGAAGCAGUGUGGUGGCCUGUCUAUCUCCAUGGACACCAGUUCUUGAACUCAAUCACUCAGUGUCGUGUCGCACAGCUCUGUUCAAAGGAUACAGCAUCCAUGUGAAUACAAGUGUGCCCAAAGCUGUGGUCAGACUGCCUUAUCCUCAGUCAGCAACCUGGUACCUCACUCUGCAGCUCACCUGUAACGGCACUGACUGUGGUAAUGCAUCAGUGGUGUCAGUCGUACCAGAGGUGUUCGUCAGCGCCUGUGUUGAAGACUGCGGCACCUAUGGAGAAUGUCGACUCAUCAGAUCCUUCACCUACCUCUACGCUGCGUGUAGCUGCAAGGCUGGCUGGAGCGGCUGGGGAUGCACUGAUGACUCCAAAGCUCUGUCCAUCAGCCGGCAGGUUAUUGCAGCUCUAAUGCUCACGAUCAGUAACCUCUUCUUUAUACCUGCCAUUGUUGUAGCUGUUAAACGCCACUACAUCACUGAGGCCUCUGUCUACCUCUACACUAUGUUCUUCUCUACGUUCUACCAUGCUUGUGACCAGCCCGGUGUUGCUGUGAUGUGUAUAAUGGACUAUGAUGCUCUGCAGUACUGUGACUUCCUGGGUUCAGUCUGCUCCAUCUGGGUUACUAUUCUGUGCAUGGCUCGGAUUAAAGACACUUUUAAAUAUGCUCUGUUUAUGCUUGGAGCACUGCUGUUAGCCUUAUCAAUGCAGCUGGACCGCAAAGGCCUUUGGAAUAUGCUAGGCCCUGUUAUCUGUGCCCUGCUGAUCCUUGUGGCUGCCUGGGUAUAUCGAGGAGUGAAGCGCCAUCACUGCUACCCACCCUCCUGGCGUCGCUGGGUGUUCUUCCUGCUCCCUGGUGCCCUCUGUGCCCUCAUUGCGGUGAGUGUUUUUGUUUUUGCACAGACUGAGGACAACUACUACUACACGCACUCACUGUGGCACAUCCUGGUGGCGGGCUGUGUGGUCUUCCUGCUGCCUCCUAAAGAGAAACACAGAGAGGCGUCUGGCUGGACUCAAGGUUUCAGCUGGACCUGGAACUGGAGGCCCAGGGUUUGUGGGUACACACUUUGUGAGAGUGGCAAAGACGAACUGUACACAGUUACAUAAGCAGCCAUGUUGUGGAGAACAUGUCUGCGUGUGUUUAUUUAUACGAUUGUUCUGGAUUGUACUUGGAGCACCGACGAAGGCAUGAUAUUAUGACCACCGACAUCCAAGAUUAGAGAUACACAGAUUCCAUACUAGUAUCGAAUAUAGGCACCAAUACUAAUCUGAUACUGACGUCCAAACAUCUGUUCAGUCGAUAUACAUGUUGGACAUAUAAAUGGUAUAAGACACUUUCCUGGUCGUAGUUGGCUGAGGAAGUCUCAUUUAUAUAAGUUUUUGUAAUUUGUCUGGCACUUCGUAAUAUACAAAAUAAUCCCUCCACAGGUGAGAAAUGUAUAUAAAAAUAUACAGUAUAUCAAAAUUGUUGUUCAGUAUUAAAAUAACUAAAAAAAACUUAAAAAUCAUUUCAUCCUUGCCUUUAAAAUUAUUGGGGGUUUUUUUACAUCAGUUUUUGUGUGAUACUAGAUAAAAACUUCAAAGUCAUUUACAAGCACAUUAUCAAAAAUGAUAAUGCCAUCAUUGCAUACUUUUUAUUAAGUCAUAACAAACCGUGUAAUGUGGAUGCUAGUGGUCUUAAUAUUUAGUGUAGUCGGUGUAAGUCCUUUGUCUCUGUGUUCCAUGUCUGAACUAAUAUUUUACAUUUUACAUAUAACUUGUAAUCUUAAUUAGGCAGACUUUAUGUUGCUCACACAAAAGAAUAUUCAAAGUAAACCUGCUGAAACCUCUACGAUGAUUGGUUGAAACGGAUCAUCUGAUACUAGACCUCCUCAUGUGACAUGGUCUGGUUGCAGAUUGUGUGUAGAUAUCUUUUGGAUAUACAUAACAGGAAUGUUAUUAAUAUUUGUAAAUGCACUUUACUUUAAUAAUUUGUUUGGGAAAAUAUGGGGAAAAUAUAAUAACAGAUUUAUAUCUUAACAGUCAAAUUAUUUUCUUAAAUGUUGUGUCCAAUCAGAGAUGUGAAAAAUUCACCACUCCUACACUCUGAAGCCAAUUUGUAUUUUUAUUUCCUCAUGUCUUUUUGGGAUGCACUUUGAUUAAAGAAUACACAGGGUCCCUACUUACAUAUGCAGUACAUAACAAUUUUUGAUUGUACUUUUGAUCUGUGCCUCCUUUUGGUGUAUUUGCUACUACUCCUGUGUUAAGUUGACCAAAUACUUAUUCUAUUGGCCGUUUCCUGCACUGUAUCUGAAUGUGUAAUUUAUCUGAUUUUGCACUGUCAAUGCAAUCACCCCUUUGCCUUGUUUACAUAAUGCAUCCUUGUGUGGAUUUGAUGUAAUUUUAUCUCUCAAACUGUUCUUCCACUGUGUCUUUGCUCAGUUAUCCAAAUGUAGUACGAGUUUAAAUGUGUAAGUACUUUUCUGUUAAAUUUAUACCAAUAUUUAUUCCUGCAUUUAAGAUAUCAAAAAUAAAUCUGUAUUGAAAGUCAUCUGCUCUUGUGUAGCUCAGGUUGUUUUGUUCUUUCAUAGAGCUCAAAGUGGAUGGGAAAUGGAUGGAAGCGGAUUAGGAUAAUCCCCAGAAAUAUGAAAGUGCUGUUUGUACAGAUGAAACACAAUGUUACAGUGUGUAAUAUGUGUAAUGUUGCCCUCAUCAUGUACCAUCCAUUGGAAAAUGUCAACAAUAAAAGAAAA